AUUGAAGAUUCAAGGUCAGAGCGUGUCCGAAAGAUCUGUUUUGUGUUGUCAGUCUGGUCUGCGGGAUCGGUUGGUGUGCAGCUACACAUAGUGUAGUAAACAUAUGUCUCUCUCGCUCCGAGCGAUCGCACACCGACUUCGGACACGUUCUGACGAGAUAACGAUAACAGACGAUAACAGAAACGGCAAGCCGGUCGAACUCACCACCCACGUUUGUUGCGAAAGGGUUGAAACUAUCACUUUCUUUUCUGAGUUUGUGGCGAGCAGUACAGACCGAACUUGACAGAACUACACGCCAAGUUAAGGGCCAUCACGAUCAUGAGUCUCACAGAAACAUCAAGUUCCAAGUGUUUUGGGGGAGUACAGAAAAUCUUCUCUCAUGACAGUAAAGAACUGGGCUGCAAGAUGAACUUUGCAAUUUACCUUCCUCCGCAAGCUGAGGACGGAAAGGUUCCACUCAUAUUCUGGUUGUCUGGGCUAACUUGCACUGAACAGAAUUUCAUCACCAAAGCUGGAGCCCAGCGUGCUGCUGCUGAGCAUGGUGUGGCAAUUGUCUGCCCCGACACAAGCCCUCGAGGAUUAAACAUUCCUGGAGAGGAUGAAAGCUGGGAUUUUGGCUCAGGAGCGGGUUUCUAUGUUAAUGCAGUGGUUGAUCCAUGGAAGAAGAACUAUCGCAUGUACUCAUACGUUACCCAAGAACUGCCUGAACUGGUUUUUGAAAACUUCCCAGUUCUUCCUGACAAAAUUUCAAUCAUGGGACACAGGGUGCAGGUGACCCAUAUCUUCAUGAGCUACUGCCUGAAAAUUUUGUAAAAGCAUGCCAAGCUGUGAACAUGCCUGUUGUCCUCCAAAUGAGAGAAGGCUAUGAUCAUGGUUAUUACUUUAUCGCUUCAUUCAUUGAUGAGCACAUUAAACACCAUGCCAGAUACUUGAAGGCUUAAGAAAAUAAUCUGUUAAAAAAUAUCUAUUUUGUGGAAAUUUGGGUAUGAAUGAAAUUUGUUCUGAAUUAAUAAAAUGAAUCUGGACCAUU
Molecule: messenger RNA, 1030 nt
Organism: Frankliniella occidentalis (western flower thrips)
Lineage: Eukaryota; Metazoa; Arthropoda; Insecta; Thysanoptera; Thripidae
Product: S-formylglutathione hydrolase
Biological process (GO): formaldehyde catabolic process
Cellular component (GO): cytosol
Molecular function (GO): S-formylglutathione hydrolase activity
Source: RefSeq, a predicted model, not a curated record